CUCCCUUAACGGAUCCUGACGUAAUGACAAUGGCCGCACUUGACGUCGUUAAUCCCCGUAGUAUAUGAGGAGCGGCUUGAGCGGUUGCGAGAAGCACAACGCAGCAUUUGCACCUCAUUCUCGAUCAUAUUCUCAACACUUUAUCCCAGUUGCACCACCAUGGCUCCCCGUGUCUUCCUCAUAACUGGAUGCUCUACUGGCUUUGGCGAGGAGUUCGUCAAGGUCGUUUUGCAAAAGGGUGACUAUGUUGUCGCAACUGCACGCAACUCUUCCAAACUAUCCUUCGAUGGUGCCAACGACUCCAACAGUCUGCUCGUGGACCUCGAUGUAACAAAGAGAGAAUCUAUCGAUAAUGCCUUCGACGCAGCUAUUAAGAAAUUCGGAAAAAUCGACGUCGUUUGCAACAAUGCCGGAUAUGGUCUCAAUGGGCCUUUUGAAACGUUAUCGGAAAAGCAAAUCAGACAGCAGAUGGAGAUCAACUUUUUCGGUCUCAUCGAUGUCACAAGGAAGGCCAUGGAGACUAUGCGCGACAGGAAGACCGGAGGUGUCAUCCAGCAAGUAACAUCUAUUGGUGGUCAGAUUGGCGUGCCUAAUUUCUCCAUCUACUGUGCCAGCAAAUGGGCAGUCGAAGGAUUCACGGAGGCAAUCUCCAAAGAAGUGAAGCCUGAGUGGGGAAUAAAAUUCACUUGCAUCGAACCCGGUGGUUUCCGAACCGACUGGUCAGGUCGUAGUAUGGACUUUGGAGAGAUUUCAAACCCGGCAUACGCGGACGUCGACCCAAAGAAGCAGGCUCAAGGGCGCCAUGGCUCCCAAGCAGGAGAUCCCGCCAAGGCUGCCAAGGUCUUCUACGAUCUAGCAGUCAUGGACGAUCCGCCUAUGCGGUGCGUAGUCGGCACCGACGCGUACAGUCUCAUCAACAAGAAGCUGGAUACGUACAAUGAAAGCGUCAAGAAGUUCGACAAAUGGAGUAACAGCACCGACGUCGAAGGUUACAAGACGCCCAAUUAGUUUUUGGCAAGCAACAGGCAAGAUGGGAGAGAAACUCCGAAAGAAGCAGGUAGACAAACGUGUGGUUCUCGUGCGGAGCCUUUGCACGACCUUCGCCGUAUAAUGAGAUUUGUCACAGUCAACUUCACCGCGUUCGCAAAUCUCUGCGGUGGCCUUCAACUUCAUCACCGAUAUCAUUGUUUCCGACGCA
This is a messenger RNA of Alternaria alternata, 1198 nucleotides long. Its product is annotated as NAD(P)-binding protein. The coding region runs from base 160 to 1008 and encodes 282 amino acids. NCBI's taxonomy places the organism in Eukaryota, Fungi, Ascomycota, Dothideomycetes, Pleosporales, Pleosporaceae. The record is from RefSeq and is a predicted model, not a curated record. The transcript has 3 exons. Gene Ontology annotation, molecular function: oxidoreductase activity.